AUGGCGUGGAUAAUGUCCUCCUUACUAACAUUGCAAAUUGAGCAGAUUCCACUACUCCCAAAUAGAGAAUCUCUCAUUUGCUCUGGUGGGUCGAACCGGAAUGCCAACACUAUAGCCACGGCGGCCGGUUCGAGCUCGAGACCUGCGGUUGCUUCUUCCUCCGUUCCAGUGUAUGAGGCAGCGGUCCAGCCUGCCGCCUCCCCAUCGUUUGCUGUUGAUCUCGCCGGCAAUGUUGGAGACGAGGUUGGAUAUGAGGAACAUCAUCCGACUGAAGUACAGUGUCCUCCACCGGCUGGUGUUGGCGAGGGAUUGUGUGAUGAUCCAGAUGAUGAUGAAGUCGAGCCGGAUAUUAUCGCUGAUGAAAGCGGCGAUGAUGUUGGAGCGAGUGAUCCGAUAAGGCCUACUGGUGGUUCUAGUUCUGGCACAAAUCAGUACCCACCCCAUUUUUCAUCUUUGGAUCUGGAUGCCAUGAGGCAGGACGAACAUCUUGGGCAGCUAGCUAGAUUUGGCGCUAGAGAUACCGAAGGGUCUGCCGGUAUGACAAAGUUCCAGGUUGGUCAACAAUUCCAGGAUAAAGAUGAGGCGCUGUUGAGUGUCAAGAGGUACAGCAUCCGCCGAGGGGUACAGUACAAGGUAGUUGAGUCUGACUAUCGCCGGUACGUGAGAAAGUGUUCUGAGUUUGGAAAUGGGUGCACAUGGUUGAUUAGGCUGAGCCUCCGACAAUGCAAGGGCAUCUGGGAAGUCAAGCGGUACAACGGGCCGCAUACCUGUCUCGCCACCUCCAUCUCCAGCGACCAUAGGAGCUUGGACUACCACGUGAUAGCGACAUUCAUCAUGCCAAUGGUUAGGGCUGACGCAUCCGUCAACAUCAAGGUGCUUCUAAAUGCAACGGCAGCACACUUUGGCUUCAGGCCUACAUACCGGAGGGUGUGGAUGGCGAAGCAGAAGGCGGUCGUAAUCAUCUACGGGGACUGGGAUGAGUCGUACAACGAGCUCCCUCGGUGGGUCUUAGGAGUUCAGUUGACUAUGCCUGGCACUGUAGCAGUCCUCAGGACCUGUCCUGUUCGAGACGGGAAUUCCAACAUACUCCCUGUAACAUUCGCACUAGUUGAGGGUGAGAAUACUGAGUCAUGGUCCUUCUUUCUCUCCCACCUCCGUCAGCACGUGACACCUCAGCCAGGUCUGUUAGUUAUUUCAGAUAGGCAUAACGGCAUCAAGGCAGCACUUGAGGCACCUGAUGGGGGAUGGCUACCUCCGUCUGCAUACCGGGCAUUCUCCAUUCGACACGUUGCAGCGAAUUUCGCUCUCACAUUCAAGGGCAAAGAUGCCCGGAGGCUUCUUGUGAACGCCGCAUAUGCGAAGACCGAGGUGGAGUUUGACUACUGGUUUGACAUCCUGCGCUCUGAGAAUCCGGCAAUGUGUGACUGGGCGAACCGAAUUGAGUACUCGUUGUGGACACAGUACUGUGAUGAGGGUCGGAGAUUCGGGCACAUGACGACAAAUAUAUCAGAGUGUGUCAAUUCAAUCCUUAAGGGGGUAAGGAACCUCCCCGUGUGCUCGCUAGUGAAAGCCACAUACGGAAGGCUGGCUGAGCUAUUUGUCCGUAAGGGGAGGAAGGCCGAGGCUCAGAUGGGUACCGGACAACAAUUCAGUCAAUACCUAGUAAAGUGUAUCGAGGCCAACCUGAAGACAGCCAGGUGCUUCACGGUGACUGUUUAUGAUAGGGAUAACUCGGAGUACACCGUGGCAGAGACGACGCCAACAGGUUCAUUCUCACUUGGUACCUACAGGGUCUCACUGGGGUCUCAGACAUGUGAUUGUAGAUACUUCCAAGCACUUCAUUUCCCGUGUCCUCACGCAUUAGCAUGCUGUGCUUAUUCACGUCUUACUUGGCAGCCUUACGUCCACCAGGUCUAUCGCCUUAGUUCCGUUUUCGGUGUCUACCAGAUGGGAUUUACACCUCCCAUUCCGGAGGGUUUCUGGCCACCCUAUGUCGGGCCUACCGUUAUACCGGAUCCGAACAUGAGGCGUGCGAAGGAGGGUCGUCCAAGGUCCACACGCAUUCGCACCAACAUGGAUGAUGCAGAUCCAAACCGGCUAAAGAGAUGCGGCCUCUGCAGGCAGCCAGGACACAGUCGUCGGAGUUGUCCUCAAGCCGGACGACACACCGGGACAGUUGGGAUUGAGUAG
Messenger RNA from Arachis ipaensis, 2190 nucleotides. Lineage: Eukaryota; Viridiplantae; Streptophyta; Magnoliopsida; Fabales; Fabaceae. The record is from RefSeq and is a predicted model, not a curated record.